This is a messenger RNA of Leucoraja erinaceus (little skate), 4894 nucleotides long. RefSeq names its product protein inhibitor of activated STAT, 1b (gene pias1b). Bases 139 to 2064 code for a protein of 641 amino acids. Gene Ontology annotation, molecular function: SUMO ligase activity; transcription coregulator activity; zinc ion binding. Gene Ontology annotation, biological process: protein sumoylation; regulation of transcription by RNA polymerase II. The transcript has 15 exons. NCBI's taxonomy places the organism in Eukaryota, Metazoa, Chordata, Chondrichthyes, Rajiformes, Rajidae. The record is from RefSeq and is a predicted model, not a curated record.
CGCGGCCGGCGCCCAUGCGCGGAGAAGCGCGAGAAGAUGGCGGACAGUGCGGAACUGAAGGUUGAAAGAAUUAAUUUCAUACUAAUGAAGGUGGAAAUUACUGGUGCUCCUCAGAAGGGAAACUGAGCAAUAUGGCAAAUGGUUAUGAGCCUUAGAGUGUCAGAGCUCCAAGUGUUAUUAGGCUAUGCUGGACGGAACAAACACGGGCGUAAGCACGAACUCCUGACAAAGGCACUGCAUUUAUUGAAAGCUGGCUGCAGCCCAGCUGUUCAGAUGAAAAUUAAGGAACUAUAUAGACGGAGAUUUCCACAGAAGAUUGUGACUCCCACCGAUUUGAGCCUUUCUUCUGUCCAUGCAACUUCAGCUUCCAUGACCACGCCACUGUCGCCAUCUGCUAUCCCACAGCUCUCCUAUGAUGGGCAUGCAACAACAUCUCCGCUGCUUGCAGUUUCACUGCUGGGACCUAAACACGAGCUAGAUCUGCCACAUCUGACAUCAUCACUCCAUCCUGUCCAUCCUGAUGUAAAACUGCAGAAAUUGCCCUUUUAUGACAUUCUCGAUGAGCUGAUCAAACCGACUAGUCUAGCUUCGGAUAAUGGCCAGCGAUUUCAGGAGACUUGUUUUGCGUUCGCACUGACGCCGCAACAAGUUCAACAGAUUAGUAAUUCAAUGGACAUAUCGGGGACCAAGUGUGACUUCACAGUUCAGGUUCAGUUAAGGUUUUGUUUAUCAGAAACCAGUUGUCCACAGGAAGAUCAUUUCCCCCCAAAUCUAUGUGCGAAAGUUAAUGGAAAAACUUGUAAUCUUCCAGGCUAUCUACCACCAACCAAAAAUGGUGUUGAACCAAAGCGACCCAGCCGACCAAUCAACAUUACCUCACUAGUCAGAUUGUCCACAACGGUGCCGAACACGAUUGUGGUUUCGUGGUCAGCGGAAAUCGGAAGAAGCUACUCCAUGGCAGUUUACCUUGUAAAACAGUUGACUUCUGCUGUGUUGCUUCAACGACUACGAGCAAAAGGAAUAAGGAACCCAGACCAUUCCAGAGCAUUAAUCAAAGAGAAAUUAACAGCCGAUCCCGACAGUGAAAUUGCCACAACCAGUUUGCGGGUGUCUCUGUUGUGUCCUCUGGGCAAAAUGCGAUUGACGAUCCCAUGUCGUGCUAUAACCUGCUCGCAUCUACAAUGCUUUGAUGCAACUCUUUACAUUCAGAUGAACGAGAAAAAACCUACGUGGGUUUGUCCAGUGUGUGAUAAAAAGGGCCCUUAUGAACAUCUAAUUAUUGAUGGAUUAUUCAUGGAAAUCCUCAGUUGUUGCACGGACUGCGAUGAGAUUCAGUUUAAGGAAGAUGGGGCGUGGUCACCGAUGAGAACGAAGAAAGAAGUUCAGGAAGUGAAUUCUUCUUAUAAUGGAGUGGAUGGUGCAUGUCCAAGCUUAUCCGACCAGAGACAUUCGUCACAUAAUAGUAGGAAAGUUGAAGUGAUUGAUCUGACACUUGACAGUUCAUCAGAAGAAGAAGAUGAUGAGCCACCGGCAAAGAGAUACCCAGCAAUUUCUUCUCCAUCACCGCCCAUUAACAAAGGGGUUUUAAAUCUGCACCAUCAGACAUCACCAGUCACGAGAACUCCCAGCAUACCUACUCUGGACACAAACUUUAUUUCUGCUCCUUUUCAAGACUACCGUCAUUCUUACCAUUUACCAACGCUGCCGUAUGAAUUACAAGGUUUAGAUCUAUUUCCCUUCCUGCAAGGGGACAAUCAGCAUUACAGCACCUCCCUCCUUGCCGCCGCAGCUGCAGCAGCAAGCGCUUCAGAGGAUCAGGACCUCAUUCACUCCUCGCUCAAUCGAUUCUUUCCGUACAGCUCUUCGCAAAUGUUCCUGGAACAACCAAACUCGGCGCCUGUCAACACGCUGGCGGUGACCAACGGCAGCAGCAGCGGGAGCAACAGCAGCCUCGUCUCCUCCAGCAGCUUGCGGGAAAAUCUCGGACAUCCCGGGGCGACCCGGAGCGGUGUGGAAAAUGGCACCAUUUUUGGCACCAUACCAGAUGUUAUUUCAUUGGACUGACAUUUGAAAUAAUGGCUAACUUUUUUUGUGGUGGGUCUGGGAGGGGAAAAUAAAGAAGGAAAAAGUCUGGUUUGUUUCACCUUUUAAAAUAAAUUUAGAAGUGUAGAGGCCCUUUUUUUAAAUAAACAAAAAAAAAUUUAAAAAAGACACCAUGUACAGAGAACAAAAUACUAUAUUUUCAGUUAACUUUUGUAUAUAAAUUCAAGACUGUCUGUCUUUUAAGGUUAUUUCAGUUUACUUUGUGAAAGCAGAGUUUUUACGAUGUAUUUGUCUGUUUCGUGAUAUUCCUUUUUGUAUUGUUCGAUGGCAUUACUUCCACAGUUGACAUUAUUUGACUUAGAAAAUUUUCAUUGUACUUCACUGUAGAAUAUUUCUUUUGGAAAGAACUGAAAUGUCAAUGAUUGACAACGAUAUUUUCCUUUUUUGUGCAAAUAAUUUUAUUAUUCUUUAAGUUAUGUAAAGUAUCUUGACUGUUCCUCAUAUCAUUCCCUCUGCGUUUGCAGGAAGUAGCUUUGGGGAAUGCUCAAUACCGUACAGUUUUUCACCUUUGGGGAGGGUGGUGGUGAAGUUUGUGGACGACCCCUUCACAAAUUCCACAUCUUCCGUUUUAUAAAGUAGCAUUUUUCAAGCAUUAAGGAAUUGUAAUAAGGGAGAAAAUGUAUCCUUUUGUUGAACCUCUUAUUUUCCUGUUUCCCUGAAAAGCUCUAACUGUAGAAUGCCUCCAGUUUGUAUACCUGUUAUUUUUCUCUUUUAAAAAAAAAAACCUCAUUUCAUACACGUGCACUGUUUGCUCACUGGGCAUUGUCAUUGUCAUUUACAGCCAGCUUGCUAAGAAAAUGCCAGGUUGGGUGUGGAAUUUAUCCCUGUAUUUCAAGUGCCCUGUUUGGCAAAGCACCAGUUUCCACUGCAUGUUCCCAGUUGAAACGGGGGUGCCAGAAUUUGGGUACUUUUGGUGUACUGAUACAUCGCCCCAACUAACCACACUGCCACUCAUGUGACCCUCAGCUUUGUUUUCAUUCACGUUUCUUUAGUCUGUUGCUUGUUCAGUGCAUUAUGAUCUUUGCCAUGCGUGGAAGCAACCAACCAAAUUGUCCCCCCCCUCUCAAUGAAUGGUCCAUAUUCUCUGUUUGGAGUGUGACUGUCUCUCAGAUCCUUGAAACAAACAGAAUUCUCAAACAAAUAGUUGGUGUGUGCACACAGUCUAGUGUACUAAAGAAAGUAAAUAUUUUUCACAGCCUUCACCUGUUUUGCUGUUAUAUGUUGGUCCACAAGUUCAAUUCCAAGUGCACUGGGAGGUUUUAUGCAGUUGUUCCACUAGUUUGAAAGUAAUGUUUGAAAGAUGGUGAAAUCUACCCAGUGCUAAUUUGACCCAUGAACUUCAAAAAUAUCGCAUUCUGAAUUUCCUGUCUGCCCUAUCAACUGAUCUCAACCUGGCGUUGUGGGCAGUUAUAGUUGGGCAGAGCAUCUCAUGAAGUCUUCUUCUUUCGUGUCCAUCUUCCAUGUUUCAAAUGUUGAAAUCGCUGUCAUCGUCCGUCAUGAAAAGGACACAAGCUUCCGGCGACAAUCAGUGGGAGCCAUCACUUGUUGCAAUAGAUGAUGGUGUUAGUAGAAUUAGCUCAGGAUACUUCCAGUUCCCAGCCCCGCGACAUGGACGCUUCUGCUAUGGGUCCAUCUCAUGAAGUGAAAGGGACACUAUUGUUGGUGUUGCUCGUCCUGAUGAAAGUCCAUUAACCUGUAUGUGAAGUGGACAAGUCAGGAUUACGUUCGUUUACAACAUCUUACUUCCACUCACCCCUAUAUCCAACAACCUGCAGCCUAUUCAAAAGAAGAUCUAGGAAAGACUGGUGGCCACUGGAAGGUGAUGAGCUUUGUGCAAUCAUAUAACAGCAAGUGGGAGAGCAAGGAUGGUAUAGAACAAGCUAUAACCAAAAGGAGUAAACGUUGGGUAAUGAAAGAAUUCCAGAAAACUUUGCAGAGAAUAGCAGCAAUUGGCCUAUCUCAGCUGUUUUUUUUGCAAAAUCUUCAGAUUAUAAAAUUGCAAAUCUUCAGGUUUUCAGCAUCUGCUCCCUUGUCCUCGGACUACUUGUUUUACAACUCAUUGAAAAUUAUAGUGUUUGGGGGGGGGGGGGGGGGGGGGAAUUGACUGGUUUAUUGAAAGUAGGUCACUAAAUGGCAUGGGGCUCACUAGCCGCUGGGGAGAUGUUUCAAGCUUUCAUCGGGAUUUUGUCCGCCGUAUUUUCCAUGUGUUGUGAACCCCGUUUUCAAAUAGGGUUGAAUUGAGGCAUUCAUUGGAAAUCAAUACUUGGAUUUGAGUGGUGCUUGUGUCAAUGGCAGAGUUAUCUAUGUCUGAACACAGCUGGAUCUUUCAGACUAUUGGUUGCAUUUUGACAAGUGAAGAGAAUUUUAAAGAGUAAGCCUGGCUUGUACACAUUGCUCACCUACUGUUUGGUAUGGUAGGUUGUUCUAGAAUUUGCAGUAUUGAGAGUCUAUUUCAUUUGCACAAAGUGUCAUUGUAAACCAGAUUCUCCAAGCAUGGAAACUCCGCUCUUCUGCAAAUUUGUAAAUUCUGUUCAUCACUUCUUUGAGGGUGUCAAAGAUAAUUCUGAUACUUUUACUGCCUUAAAUCUUUCAGAGUGCUGGCUUCUGCGACCGCAUGCCAAACCAGAGAAAUGGCUUUUUAAAAAAUAAUUGAGUAUAGUAGACCAGUGUCAGUUUGUAUAAAGUACCACGUGAAAAUAUUUAUUUCAUGCAUUGGAAAAGAAUUGUUUACUUAAUGAAUGUUACCUGUUAAUGUAGAGAUCUUUUAGAUGUAAUAAAGCAGCAGAAAGUU